This is a messenger RNA of Symbiodinium pilosum, 882 nucleotides long. The record is from the annotation of a GenBank genome assembly. NCBI's taxonomy places the organism in Eukaryota, Dinophyceae, Suessiales, Symbiodiniaceae.
AUGACCAUGGACAAGAUGCUCUCGGUCCCUGGCCAGAGCUUUCUUGUGAAGAUUGACGAGCCAUACUCGCGCGGUGAGAAAGGCGACAUGUUCAGAAUGAUUUGCCAGCUUGCGUACGCUGUGCCAAAUUUCUUUGCCGCUGAAGUGCCCGUGCAGCGCUUCAAUCAGAAAGAGAACGAUGAUGUGAGAGAGAGGUUCAACCUCACCUUGAAAGACUUCCCCGCUUUCUAUCUGUUUACGGAUGGCAGCACAGACGGAGUCCGAUAUACAGACGCAGCUCAAGCAGCCAAUAUGAUCAAAUGGCUUCGCUCACGCGGUAUAUUGAUGCCGUCCAUUGACACCAUCGAUGAGCUGGAUGAAGUUGUGAAUGAUUUCCUGAGCGAACCCAGUGCCAGGCAUAUAGAGAAAGCGAAGGAACUCGAGCGCAAGUAUACGAAUGAUGCGAAAGCGCCCAUGUAUGUCAAGAUCAUGGAGAAAUGCCUGGCCCAAGGAGCCAGCUAUGCUGCAGAUGAAAUUGCGCGUGUGAUGAAGAUUUUGCAGGGCAAGGUGCACCCUCAGAAGAGGGCGGAGCUCAGCGACAAGCUCAAAGUGCUGAAAGUCUUUGCAAAGAUGGAGGCUUGCGAUGUAUUUCAAUGUCCGGAGGGAUAUCAUAAGAAGUUUGGAGCAGCAGGCAUCAUCGGAUCCGAUGCGCAAACUUGCUGCAAACCUCCUUGUAUAGAUACGGAAGGCGAUGAGCACGAUGCUCAAGGACACCACUGUGACUACUACGACGAGCGCACUGCUCCAGAAUGUGGCGAUUGGGACACUGGAGCAUUUCGUGCCAGCAGGAUGUGUUGCGCCUGUGGCGGAGGGCAUGUCAAGAUACCAGAAGCUGAUGCUUGA